GGUUGACGUUGCUGCAAGGGCCAACAUUUUCUGCUACUAAUUACGGACAUUUGAUUGAUUUAAGCGUCUUCAUGACUUUUAGAUUUUUUAUGGAAGAGAUAACACCGAGUCCAUUAUUGAUUCAAACUCAGUGUUUUCACGAUGUGCUGUCCUAUGUUAAAAGUCCAGAAAAUAUGCAUUGUGAUGAGCAUAUUGACAAACAUAGUGGAUUGCAUUGUCUUUGCACUUCUAUCGCCCAUUUUCGGGAUCAUGCUGAUAGUACUUGACGCCGCUGUUUUUUGUUUGACAUUAGUAAGCAUCAUCAUUGUGCACAGAUUCUAUAUUACCCUCUCAUUGCUAUGUAAUACAAUCCUUCGGAUUCCGGUGAUUAUGGCACUCACCAUGACAGUAACGAAUUUGUUUGUGGCAGAAGACGUACUUUAUCUUACGAUAAUUUCUUCUUCGCUUGCGAUUAUUUUUUAUGUCUGUCUUUGUGUGGGGCUUCAAAAGUUGCGUCGAGUGAGCAGUACAGACAUCAGAGUGACCAUACGAACGAUUCCGCAACUAGAGGUCGCCUCGGUCACUACAUCUAUUCCAUUCUCCAUUACAUCAGCGGAGCCACCUCCUGCUUAUUCAUCUGUCUCUGGCCAACCUCUCCACGUAUCUUCUUCUGUGUCAACAAUUAUGAAAUGACUUCUGUAACUCACAAAAACUCUUGUAACUCACUAAAGUGAGUACGUAUAAUGUGUGGUUGCAAUAAACUAAAGAUGAA
Molecule: messenger RNA, 751 nt
Organism: Cylicocyclus nassatus
Lineage: Eukaryota; Metazoa; Nematoda; Chromadorea; Rhabditida; Strongylidae
Source: the annotation of a GenBank genome assembly